UGUUUUAUUAUUGCGAGGCCAGUUAACUAAUGUUUAAAAUAAUCAUACAAGUAUAUUUAGAUUAUCAUACAUUUAGCUAUCACAUGAAACAAUAUGUGGAGAUAAAAAUAUUUUGUCGCGUGUUAUCACCUUCGGUCAUUUAAUGGCACGUUUUUUAUCAGAAAAGCAACAGACAGAAAGCGAAUAAAUCAUCUUGGAUAAUAAAGGUGUUACGUUGUAAAGAUUUCAAGUCACUAUGGCAAACGACUACCUGAAGUACAAAUGGAGAUUAUGGUUUCAAGCAAUUGAUGUUAGGCACGAUGGUAAAAUACACAUGGAAGACAAAUUAGAAGAAGGAGAGAGAUUUGUUGAAUGUAAUCAACUCGAUAAUAGACAGAAGAAGAAGCUACAGGACAACUUAAACAAAAUAUACAACGAGUACGUCUUCCGGGGAAAACGUAGUGCAAUAACCGAACAGCAGUUUGUUGAUAUGCACAACAAAGAUUUUAAGACAGACAAAAAGGCAUUUGCAGAAAAAAUGCGGAAGUGUGGUGAUGUAAUAUACGCUAUAUAUGAUAUAAAUGGAAAAGGAUUCCUAACCGAGGAAGAAUUUGUGCAUGUAGCGACAUCUGGGAGUUAUGAAUACAUUGAUCAAGUGAAAGCGGUAUUCCAAAGUAAGAAAACGGUUGGUGGAAAAGUUUCUGUUAAAGUACUGACUGAAGCAUGGGUUCAUUUUACUACUUGUGAGGAUAGUUCUAAACUUGAUAUUAUAAAACUAGGUCUCGAAUCAUCUCUGUCUGAGUGAGAUAGAUAUAUAACAGAGGACAAAACCAGUUUUGUUUUAAUUUACUUCUUAUAUAAAAAUCAACUCUCUCUCUGGAAAUAGCUAUAUUUAUAAAUUCCCCUUUAUUUACAGUUUGAGAAUUAACACAUUUACGUGGACAAUGCUCACUUUCUUUCAGAUGUGUAUCUUUGUACACUUGUCAUUAUAAUAUUUUCAAAAGCCUCCCCGAAAGACAAUGGACGUGCUGUCAAUGAGUAUUCUUUAAUUCCAGCGCAUUUCGAUGUGCCGGUAUUACAGUAGAUGGAGUUACCCGUAUUGGCUGGGAUAAGGAUUCAUCUUUUGUGCAUUUAUCUAAACUUGGGUUAAAUAUAUUACAAUGAACUUAUUUUG
Messenger RNA from Mercenaria mercenaria, 1153 nucleotides. Its product is annotated as sarcoplasmic calcium-binding protein-like. NCBI's taxonomy places the organism in Eukaryota, Metazoa, Mollusca, Bivalvia, Venerida, Veneridae. The coding region runs from base 236 to 784 and encodes 182 amino acids. Gene Ontology annotation, molecular function: calcium ion binding. The record is from RefSeq and is a predicted model, not a curated record. The transcript is spliced from 3 exons.